AAGUGAUUUUGACUUAAUUGGAGCGUUUAUCUGCUGUUUAGGCGAAGGUUAUGGCAGUUUUUUUAAUAUCUCUCGCUCCUGUAUAGUCUGUAGUUUCUCCUGCUGAGAUAGAAUCUGACGUCAUGGAAAAAAAAAUUCCAGAAGUGACAUUUUCUUUGAGAGUUUCAGAUCUCUGUUAUAAAGCAGGAGGGUCGAACAUGGGAAAAUGGUACUUCCUGUACACAUUUAUUCGUGGGGAUCUUUUUAAACUUUGGGAAGCGGACACCUAUCGGUAUCAGAAAAGAGUAAGUCUGGAUCAAGAGGUGAUGGUGAACCUUAAAAUAGAGGACCCUUUUGGUUGGAGGUUGCCCUUACCUUUUAGUUAUUAUAACCCAAUAGAUGUUUUUAUUUUUGUGUAUGACAUAACACAGAGAGAUUCAUUUGCGGAUGCAAAGACGUUGGUUUAUGAGUUCACUCGAAAGGCCAGGCCAGGUGCCUUUGUAGCUCUUGUGGGGAAUAAAGCAGAUCUUGAAGGUAGAAGAGAGGUGUCUUUUAAGGAAGCUCAGGAUUAUGCAGAUGGGAGCAAUAUUGUUGAGAUUUUUAUGGAAGUGUCAGCACCAACGGUCGAAAAUGCGGAAGACCUUCUCUCCAAAAUAGUGGAAACUUUAACCGCACCCAUAUCCGCUGUCAGACAAACGUUGGCUCUCAGAAAGAGAACUCUGGAUCUGAGUAAGGAAUACUUGACCCCCAGAAUGUUGGAUUUUAUCGUAGCCGGUUUAUCACUUGCAAAUAUUCGAUCACUGAAUUUGAGCCACAACAACUUAUUACGGAUACCUGAUUGUUUUUUUCGUUUGAUAAACCUAACGUGCUUAUAUGUGAAUGACAACAGCCUGUCCUCUCUGCCUGAAAGUAUGAUACUCUUCCAAAGACUUGAAAAGCUGGACUUGAGAAAUAACCAACUCAAGGAACUCGAUGUGGUUAGAAAACUGCAUGAACUUAAAAAUUUAUCGGUUGAAGGAAAUCCACUCACACGGAAGGAGAUCAGAAGUCUUAUUAAGCGUGUAAAUACGACUACAAGAAGGAUCUGCGUAGACAUUGCAGCUGUAGCUCCUCCCGAAAUUUUGGCGCAAGGACUUUCUGCAAGACUGGUUUAUGAAGAGGCCCUCAGAGGUGGAUUUGUAAAUGUUUAUCGUGGUCGCAUAGUAUUGGUUGGCCAGGAUCGUGCCGGUAAAACAAGUUUAAAGAAGACUCUCUUAGGUCUUCCAUUUGACUUCAACGAACAGAGUACGGACGGGAUCGAAAUAGAGCCAUCAAAGUUCGAAAUUGAAGUUGAGCAAAUUAAAAACUGGACUCCUAGUUGUGCGAGCAAGUCAAGUUUGUCUGAUUGUUCGGAAUAUACAACGGGUAUGGCAAAACUGUUAGCGACAGAAAGGUAUCACAUGAUUGUUCAUGAUGACAAGGAAGACUCGGAAAUGAAAUCAGUAGGGGCACAGCCUAAGGAAGAACGCAGAGUGGAGUCAGGAGAUGAAUUGCACACAAAACAUAUUGUCGCCGAUGAGGUCCGUUUACUAUAUUUUUACUCUGAAACCCGACUUUUUAUGAAUGAUCUCAAACGAAUUCGCACAUUUAAUGCUCAUUUCAUUGUUUUGACACAACGAGAUAGAUCGACAUCUACUGAUACGGCCACAAAGCUUCCAGAUAGAUCCGGGCCAUCAUGCGAAUUUCAUGAAGAAGAUAAUCUAAGCACAAAGUCCAAAAUAGCUAUCAACGCCACCGUACUUUCUAAUGCCGUUGAAAAACAGGCUGAUGAACUCCUAAAGAACAUGAUCGUCGAAGGUGUGGAUGCUGAUAGUGCAUACAUCGAGAAAGGAUCCUCGAUAACCGCAGAUGUGUGGGAUUUUGCGGGUCAACAUGUGUACUAUGCUGCUCACUCGGUAUUUCUUUCGUCAAGAGCUGUGUACAUCGUAGUUCACAACCUUAACAAGCCACUGAAUGCCCUAGCUCAGCCAUGUGCCAGACAGGGGACUCAUGAUGUAACUUUGGAGAACCCGAACAAUGAGACAAAUCUAGAGAAUUUGCUGUCGUGGCUCGUGACAGUUCAUAAUAUGACACCAACUGGAGAAGAAAUGGUUGAAACGCCUAACGUGCUUCCCUAUCUCCGACCUCCAGUGUUUAUCGUCGGCACCCAUGCUGACAAGCCAUAUGAAGAUACUAAGGAUGUUACAUCCAAGAUAAUUCGUGAGAUUUCCAGUAAGGAAUAUGGAAAACAUGUGAUCCGACCAUUCUUCUACAUUGAUAACGCUCAAAGAGACAAAUCAUUCGCGCGGAAAUUCUGGAAUUUCUUUAAAUUUCAAAGAAAUGCUCAAGCAGGUCAAGAAGGAGAAAAUGAUGGCACUAGUGCCGAUGAAAUUCAUGCUCUUCGAGCGAGAAUCCUGGAAGUACUUCGACAGGAACCUUAUAUGGGAGAGAAGAUACCAGUGAGAUGGUUUCACUUCGAAAAGGUCAUUAAAGCUUUAGUAGCUAAGAAUGUAUACCACACAAAUACUGUCCAUCUUCAAACCUAUGCCAAGGAUGUGUGUUUCAUAGAAGACGAUGAACAGUUUUACACCAUGUUGAAUUUCUAUCACAACUUAGGAAUAAUUGUGAAACAUCGCAGUACAGUCAUUCUGAAGGCGCAGUGGUUAAUCAGUCUAUUCAAGAAGCUUAUAACCAUCCCAGCAUUCAAAAAAGCGGAUCCUGUGCAUUCCAAUUUCUGGCUGAAACUCGAGAAAAGUGGCGUCCUUAGGAUGGAGCUUGUUGAUCACGUUUUCUCCCCUCUUAUUAAGCAAGGCGUUAACAAGGAAGACAUCUUGGACAUGAUGGAGCAGUUCUGUUUGAUUGCCAAAUACUCACCAUCUCCGGCUGACGUUCAGUACUUUGUGCCAUGUCAACUGACGUCCUCGCCUGAAGAGCUUUGUAAAUUCGAGCCAUCAUCUACGGAUCCUUGUCCUUUGUAUCUUCAUUUCCAAGAGGGCUUUGUCCCGCAUGGUCUUUUUACUCGCCUUGUUUCAAAAUCGGUUGCUUGGUGUGGUGCAAGUGGAUCGUCACAGCCUCCAAAACUCUACCAGAAUGGUGCACGGUUCGUUCUUGAAGGACGCGUCAUUAAUGAUAUGAUUAUGAUUUGCAAGAAGAAGUUCAUAAAAAUCCUCUUGAGGCAAAGAAAGAAAAGUGAAGCAGUUCCAGUGUCUAAUUCAACUUUGGUAGAGGUUCCUAGAAGUGUGCGAUUGUUUAUAGAGAGCAGUUUAGAAACGAUGUCACAGGAGUUCCCAUACUUGAGUAGGAUGCAGCAUGAAUUUUGUGUUGAAUGCCCUUACUGUCAGCAAGGAGGUCGUAAGUGCACAAACCACAACCAAUCGUCCUGUACAGAAGAAGACUGCUUACACCUGCUUGAAUUAAGACAAGGUCAGGAUUUGAUCUGUAUGGAAAGCAUGUCUAAUAAAGUACUUACAGUUCCUGGACAAGAAAAAUGGUUGUUGAACCAGGAUUUGGCUCCGUCAGUGACAAGAACCUCACAAGUUGCAUCAGUUCGUGGUCACCCAGCAAAGUGCGACAAAACUUUGAAAGUUACUCUUCUGGCCAGUGAGUGGAAUUCAUCAAGAGGGGGUUUGUCCACCAUCAACAGACACCUUGCCAUCCUUAUGGCCAAACGUAGCGAGGUGCAAGUCACUCUCUUGGUCCCACAAUUUGCUUGUUCUGAAGAAGAGAAGAGAGCUGCAGAAAGUCACAAGAUUGUCAUCAAAGAAGCAGAGAGACGUCCAGGCUAUGACCCUCUUGACUGGUUGAACUUCCCUCCGAAAGACCUGAUAAUUGACGUGGUGGUGGGUCAUGGAGCCAAGUUAGGUAGGCAAGCCCAAAUCAUUAGGGAGUCCCAUAGUUGCCAAUGGGUACAAGUAGUGCAUACUGCGCCUGAAGAGCUCGGAAUGUUCAAAAACUAUCCGAGAGCCAUUGCCAGAGGAGAAGAGAAGACUACAGCCGAAGUAGAUUUGUGUAAAUUGGCAAAUCUAGUUGUAGCGGUAGGACCCAAGUUGACGGAGGCCUACUCUGCCUAUCUUCAAUCAUGUGAGAAGCAGCAAGAUAUCAUGUCGCUCACUCCUGGCACAUUCAAGGAGUUUUCAACUCUAAAUCAUGCCUCAGUUGACUCUGAAAAGUUUAGGGUGUUGACCUUUGGUCGUGGUGACCCUGAGGACUUCGGUCUGAAAGGGUAUGAUAUCGCUGCCAAAGCAGUAGUUGAGCUGAAAGACAACUCCUACCACUUGAUCUUUGUGGGUGCACCUGAUGACAAGCAGGAGGCAGUUACGGAAAAUUUGUUGCAGAAUGGUAUUUCUAAACGUCAGCUGACAGUGAGAAAGUUUUUGCAAAGCAAAGAGAAAUUGAAAGAUUGUUUUUGUGAAGUUGAUCUCUGUAUCAUGCCAUCCCGCACGGAAGGGUUCGGCUUAACCGCGUUGGAAGCCUUGUCAGCUGGUCUUCCCAUUCUUGUAAGUGGAAACUCGGGUUUCGGAGACGCUAUGCGUUCUGUACCAUCCGGCAAAUCUUUUGUGGUUGAUUCUGAGGACCCUAAGGUGUGGGCUGAGGCAAUUGCUGUUGUCCGAAAUAAGAAGAGACCAGAGCGUCUUAAAGAGAUUGAACGACUGAGAACAUCCUAUGAGGAGCAGUUCAGCUGGAAGAAACAAUGUGACCUUCUUGUUGAUAAGAUGUGGGACAAAGUUGAUGGCGCAGGGCUGCUUGAACCAACCCUCCAGAAUCUUCAACAGAUGCAACUCUGUGCGAGCACGGUCAACAACAACACUUCCUUGACAGAGGAGUUAUCGAGGAUUGUAUCAGAUAAGGGCUUCAGAAUUUCUGACAAUCAAGGGUCAGGAAACUGCAUGUUCCAUGCCUUGUCAGAACAACUAGAAACCGUCAAAGGAAUCAAAAUCCAACAUGGCCAGUUGAGACAAUCUCUAGUUCAGUACCUCAGGGAAAACCCAAAACUGCCGGAUGGAACAGAUCUGUGUCACUUUGUCCAUGGCCAUGAAACAUGGGCUGAUUACCUGACAUAUAUGAAACAAGAUGGCGCUUGGGGUGAUCACCUCAUUCUCUGUGCAGCUGCGAAUUGCUUUAAAACGUGCAUUCAUGUGGUCAGCAGUCUACACAAUGAUGUAGUCAUCAGGCCACAUUGUCCUGUUGACGAAAGCAAGCCACUAGUACUGGGACAUAUUCAUGAGGUACACUAUGUCAGUCUUCAACCCAUACAAGGCUAAAGAAAAGUGUUUAGGCAGUUAUGGCUACAAACCAGGAAGACUUGAACGAAGAAAUAGAACGCAACCAGAAAAAAAUGCGAAAUUUUAGAACUUCUCUCACGAAACUUUAUUUUUAGCUGAAAAGAAAGCUUUAGAUGAAACCUAGCUUUUUAGAGGUCACAGGUUUUAUGGUUUGGAUGAGCUUAAGUCACUGAAUUGUUAUCGAGUUUUCGUGGUUUGAUUGAAAUUUUGAUAUAGAGUAAUCCUUAACUGAGUGUAAAAAGUAAUCCCGUACUGCUUUGGUUUUCUUUACUUCGGUCUGUGAUUGGUCUAGAAACUUGCACAAUGUGCGAAACAAAUCAGACGCCAAACGAAAAAGGAUCGUGACUACUCAUUUUCCCUCAGUCUAGUAGUUUGCCUGUAUUUCUUUUCAAACCCCAUUGGCUAAUAACGAUGCAAUACUUCGUUAUUAUUGGCUGUUGUAAUUACUUUGGUUUUUGGUUUACGCCGGCCAAUUGAAAAUUUCUCUAAAAGCCAUGAAUUACUAAUUGCAAAUUACGACUUGCAAUUUUUUCUCCUCUCAUUGGGACGAUAGCAAAAGUUGUUUCGCGAAUUUCUGUUCAGCAAUUAUGGAACAUGACUCAUCCAGGAUAUUCUUAUGUUUUAUUGUUGCCGUUGUGCUUUGGUGUCGCCGUUGUGUGUUCACGAUUACUUUUGCUAUCAGCCUUGGAAAAGAACCCCAGCUCCUUGGAGAAGCUUUCAAACUUCUCACCGUGAGAGACUUGAGUAUGAUGAGCAUGAUGUUUAAGUCUACUGCCAUAAUACUCUGUUAACGGCUAGUUGUUAGGUACUCAAUUUAUUUAGUUACAAAGCAAUUCCUUUUCACAUUUGCUUAUGUCGUUUGCUAUUUAGACCUUAGUUCCACUGGUGAUUGAGUGGUUUUUUUCUCAAGUGUGUCUCUUGAAAUUGAUCCACGUUAUCUGAACAUACCAGUUAUGGCUAUUUGGCGAAGGCAGUGGAAGAGAAUUGUCUUGGUGGCAUUUUUAAAUGCGAUUCCAUUAGUUUUGUGUUCCAGAGAUGCGAUAUAUUAUCAGUUUAGCAAGGAUCUGCCACCCAUAUCAGAUCUUUCCAGCGAAAUCCCCUUUUUCGAAAUCGGAGAUGUUUGAAAACCAAGUUCGAGACUGAGUAGAAAGCUGUUAAGUUUCCAACGUAUACUUUUAGUUAGAUCCAUUAAAGGAUUUAAAUAAAAACUUUCGAUCAUGAAUUCAUUCCUUAUGAACUAAAAAUUUAAUCAACCUUUGUCUUCAUAUACAUGUGUAAACACAAACACCAAAAUAUAGUAUUUGUAGAGUAUCACAGUUCUACACCGUACUAUAUGUUAGAAAAGAUAAGUAGAUCAUGAAAGCCAGUAAAAUAAAAAUAUUAGGACAUAGCAAUAUUUUUCUUUUGUUGCCUGUAUUCGCCUACAUUGUACCUUCCUUUCUCGACCAUGAAACGCCUAUAAUGAUUGGUUUAUUUAGAACAAUAGGGUAAAAUUAAUAAGUUUUAACACAAUGAGUUUACGCGUCUAUUCAUAUGGUAAUAUACAAGCGUCAGAAAAAAUGCUGUUUCCUCACGGGUCAGUUGCAUCACCCACCUAAACAACAUUAUUGCUGGUAUUUUUGUUUCUUGACUGUGUUUCUUGUAAUACUUAUAUACUCUUGAUCGAAGUUAUAGUAUGCG
Molecule: messenger RNA, 6959 nt
Organism: Pocillopora verrucosa
Lineage: Eukaryota; Metazoa; Cnidaria; Anthozoa; Scleractinia; Pocilloporidae
Source: RefSeq, a predicted model, not a curated record